CCUCUCACAUUCCCACAAGCGUUGAGGCGCUUUGGAAAAACUGGAUGGAGCUGCCGCUUCUCUCCGGCUCUGAAGAAUAAAAAAAAAAAAAAAAAAAAAAAAAAAAAAAACACGCUUUACUCUGCUCUUUUUUUUUUCUUUUGUUAAAAAAUGCAACAGCUUGAAGCAGAUUCCCUUGCACAGACUGAGAUUUUGGGGCUUUUUUUGAAGGUGAAAUCAAGUUUUUUUGGACACCGGGAUUGCGAGCUUUACGCAUAAAAGCCAGUGAGAAGAAGAGACAUCGCACCAAGCGGCGAUUGUAGUCGGUUUUGUUGGUGAAAUCAGGAAUAUUUGAGUCCACUGUGGAUUACAAGUAACAUGUUUAUGAGUUUACUAAACCAGGAUUGCGUGUAAGGAUUUUCUCCAGGAGUGUUUCACCGCCCUCAUUGUCCUGGGCGCACAUACUCUCCAUAUGGCAUAAAACGGGUUUGGCGCUUUUAGUCUCCAAAAUCCAGACUUUAAAGACCAUUUGUUUCCAGUUUGGUCCCAGGUUAGAACACAUGCAAUGACACUGAAUCGUCUCCAUUAAGGUUACAGUCUAAUCCCCCCAUCAAUGCCUAAUGGCACACUGACAGUGAAAACUCCGCUUUUGUAAAGGUGAAAUAUGACCGCGGCUGCAGGUGUGCUAACUGGCUUGGCAAAGCUAAAACGUCAAGACUCCUCCCGCUCUCAACAUCGUCCCAUUCCUUCCUCUCCUGGGUUGGGAGGCGCAGACCCAGAGGCUGCCCCCAGGAAGAGGAAGCGUCGGACUGAUGUGGUGGUGGUGCGUGGCAGGCUUCGGCUCUAUUCCGCCUCUGGGUUUUUCCUCCUCCUGGGACUGGUCAUUUUAGCCAUCGGGAUAGGGAUGGCGACGCUGGGUUACUGGCCGCACAGUGAAACCAUACCCUCAGCCAAAACGCCAACGAGUGUAGGAACUAAGGCAACGGCUGUAGGAGGGGCCAAAACACCUGCUACAGAUGAGGCCGCCGGAGUCAAGAUGAUAGUCUCAGAAGGAGAGGUCUCUAAUUCCAGCACAAAUCAUGGUGUGCAAGGUGCUCACUCCAAACAGACGGCCGGUAUCUUGACUCGUUUCCUGGAGCAGCAUCGUCACUCUGAGAGGAUGAAGAUGCUCGGACCCUUCACUAUGGGCAUCGGGAUUUUCAUCUUUAUCUGUGCCAAUGCCAUUCUCCAUGAAAACAGAGACAGGGAAACUAAGAUUAUCCACAUGAGAGACAUGUACUCCACCGUCAUUGACAUACAUCGCCUCAGGCAGCGAGAGCAGAAACAACAGCAGCACCGUAACAGCACCUAUGCAAGAGAGGUCGGGGCCUUUGGCGAUAGCGCACGUUUAACCGGUAACUCCCUCCUCGCCUUCUCGUCUCGGGCCGGAGGUAGCAUUGGAGCGGGUUCUGCGGAAGAAGAGGAGGUUCUCUUAGGCGAGGAGGAUUUUAACAGGCAGAGGGAGCAGGCUAAGUUGGACUGCAGCUUUGCAGGACUUCUGGCGCCGCUUUACAAGGACCGCCCCUUUUACGGCCCCGGGCUUGGGAUGGCUCACUCAGAUUCAGUUCGCCACCAGUGGUCUGUGGAUGCAGACCGGGAGAAAGACGGACACCACGCACGCUCCAUUGUGUCAUCGUCAAUCUCUGCGUUCACUCUCCCUGUUAUCAAACUAAACAACUGUGUUAUUGAUGAACCGGAGAUGGAGGCGAUCACUGAGGAGGACAGAGGAGCGGAAAGGCGAGACGGAGAGAGGUCACGACCUCUGUGCUCCAUGGAGUCUUUGGCGGUCCCUGUAGCAUCUGUUGCCAAGGCGUCCAAACCGCCAGGCUUGCACCGCAGUAACUCCGCAUCCUCUUCCUCCCACUGCUCCUCUGUCUCCUCCACCUCCCUUUCUCCUGCUCCCUCUUCUACCUCAGGCUGUUGGCUCUCCCCCGGAGCAGCAAGGAGUGAUUUUGGCUCCAACUCCUCACUGCACAUGCUCAGCAGCCACUCCAAAUCUCUGGACCUGGAGCGCAGGCCCAGCAUGCUUAGCGUGCACCCAGAACAGCGGAAGCACCCCAGCUGGCCCCGCCUCGACCGUAGCAACAGUAGCCGUAGUAACAACGGCAGCCGGGGCAGCAGUAAAGGCUACACAAGGCUGGAGGACAGGGAGGAGCAAGGGGAUAGGUUAUUGGACACCUCACCGGAUCUGACAGCGAGGCGCGACUACAGUAAACGAGAGAAGCUGCUAAUGAUUUCACGGUCGCAUAAUAAUCUGAGCUUUGAGCAUGACGAGUUUAACAGCAGCUCACUGAAGAGAGGCAGCUCUGAGACACGCUUCUGAAAAACUGAAAAUGGAAGACAGUCCUGUCCUGUUCUGUAAAUCGCUCUGCAGAAAGUUUGAGUUGGCAGCGCGGUCGUGUCAGGUGGAAACUGAUGAGUUUACGAGCUGCAACACGAGAAGUGCGAAGAGCAAAUGUGGCAUUAAAAGACGCUUUUUUGAGCAGCGUGGAAGAGGUUAAUGAGUCUUGUAAAAGGUUAAGGCCUCACUGGUCUGCUGUUCCAGGUCCAGAGGUGCAGCUCUGUAGCUGACCCUGACCUUUGACCUCAGGGGGAGAGAAGUAAAACGAGAUAUGAGAAAGGGGUUGAUGAUUAAAUAACCUUAGAGUGUCCAGCUACUCUGCACAAAGAUAGUCCUAAUAAAAGUGUAAUCACACUGAGACAGGCCUUUAGGAUAGACACUGCUGAACUGUUUUAGAAAAUUGCUUUUCUAACAGUGUUAGAAGGUUUCAAUUCAGCAGAAAUCAAGGACACACUGAAACUUCCUCAAUGCUGUAGAGAAACAAAGGCAAAUAUUUCAGAGUAAGGUCUAGGCAUACCCCGAGCAAAAGCAUCUAAAUGACAUCAGACGAAGAGGAAACGAUAUAGAUAAUAGCGGUGAUGUGGUGGUUUAUGUAUGUUUAUGUGUCUGUCUGAUCUUCAGAUUGUAGUAGAUUUAGAGAUUAAAGUCUACCACAAAAAGCAACAUCAGACAAAGUUGAUGAGAGAGUCGAUUUAAAAACCACAGCAGUAAACUUCAGGAGUAAACGUGGCCCUGAACACUCAAUAAUAACAGUCUCUGUCAAUGUAUAUGUUACAGACAUUGUCCUAGAGCAGACUUUGGAUUUUGACUUCACUCAGGAUAUGCUGUCUAUUAUUCAAACACUGAUCAUUUUCAUGGAUUUAUUUAAUAACAGAUAAACCCCAAACAAUCAAAUAUUUCAAGGCCACAUAUAUGAUCAGUUUACACACUCACAACCAGUUGUUUAUGAAUUAACUUAGGUAUAAUUUCUCUACAAAUUCCAUCAAAAACUCUCAAGAUAGCCAAUUAUUUCUCAGUUUUUACAUUUACAUUACUGUUGCCAAGCAAAUUUCUAUUGGAUUUAAUGAAUAACAGACCAUUUAUAACUGAAACUGCCAUGUCUGGCUCAGCAAAAGAGAGUGCUCCAGAGGACAUAUAUGUUCAUUUUAACAUUAUUUACCAUGUAAUGAUGAUUACAGGAUGUAAUUUGAGAAGUGUAGUUUCUAAUCUAUUCUGUAAUGUCCCAAAGAUUUUGUUAAUAGCAUAUUUUAAUGUGAGGUCUUGUCUGAAGGUGGACACAUGCCAUCCUUACUCUCAUCCGUCUACAUGCACCGAUAUGCCUUUGUUUAGUCUCAGAUUCUGUUUGAUUUGUCAGCUACUUUGAAAACGCUGUCAUGUUGUAACACAUCUGUAUUUAGUAAAACUUUGUGUGCUGUUUUUAAUGCAACACAUGACUAGAAACAUCUUGUUCUUUUGUAACGUGACAUGAAGCUUGUUGUGUGCCCCCACUCAACACAGCAGUUGUGCGAUCAGAGCCCUUUUAGGUGUGCAGGAAUUGGCCGGAAAGCCUCACCAACUGGUUCCCAGCAGUUUAUGAGUCAAUGUACAAUUUUAUCCUCUCUCCAAAUAAACGGUAUUUUCACUGAAA
Molecule: messenger RNA, 3986 nt
Organism: Sphaeramia orbicularis (orbiculate cardinalfish)
Lineage: Eukaryota; Metazoa; Chordata; Actinopteri; Kurtiformes; Apogonidae
Gene: tmem200a
Product: transmembrane protein 200A
Exons: 6
Coding region: 644-2341 (565 amino acids)
Source: RefSeq, a predicted model, not a curated record